Diprion similis is the source of this 2861-nucleotide messenger RNA. RefSeq lists its product as uncharacterized. Bases 49 to 1869 code for a protein of 606 amino acids. The transcript is spliced from 10 exons. The record is from RefSeq and is a predicted model, not a curated record. NCBI's taxonomy places the organism in Eukaryota, Metazoa, Arthropoda, Insecta, Hymenoptera, Diprionidae.
AAGACCGCAAUCGUUGUCAACGAUAGUCGACAGUAAGCCGUAGGCAACAUGGGGACGCACAGCACCAUAUUUGCCUUUCUAGGCGCAGCUUUGUACCUUUGCGCCGUUGCUUUGGGUGAGGAACUGUCAAAUGAUACGGCACUCGACGCGUCUCUCGUAGCUAGCAAGUCUACCACCCUGACGUGGGGGACUCCCUUUCCAAACCGAGCGAUUAGCGUAUAUUCAGGAAAUUUAAUCACGCUUCGCAUGGUCAAUGAAUUUGAAGAUUUGAGCAGCUGUACAGCCAAGUUACCAAGUGGUGAAGAAUUUAACGUUCUUAACGCCACCAAUGACAGUUUGGAUGAUAUCCGCUCCUACGGUCAAUGUGGUGUCACAAUUCGAGUGAACAGCGACCAUACGGGCACCUGGCGAUUGGAUGCUAUAACUGGAGAAGAAAUAAACUAUUUUGCGACUUUCUCAGUCUCGGUUCUACAAUAUAGCAAUGCUUCCACUGAGUUAACAGUGUUGCACGUCGAACGCGGUCAAUCAACCACCAUGACUUUUGGUCCAAGCGAUGCGACUUCAUGCAGGCUCACAAAUCCGAGCGGUCAAACCUUGCCUUUGGAAGUAGGAUCUUGCCAAAUAGAAAUCUCGACCGUCACCAGCGUACAUGAGGGAUUCUGGACGGCAAGCUACAGUAUUGCAGGAAGAAUGGAUCUCAUAGAACACGUGACUGAGGUCGUUGUUUACGAUAGUAGCUCGUUCAAUGCCACCGUUACGGUUUCUGAAGAUGGCAGCGUGAAUCUACUUUGUCGCGUGCGGGCCUCAUCCUAUUCAUUAUGUCAAUUUGUGAAACCGGAUGGAGAAAUCUUAAAUGUUCUCGAGGCUAUCGGUGAUGACAGGUACCUUUAUUACGGACUAGGGACGCAGUCUUCGCAAGAGCACGACUGUGGAAUAACCAUCUUGGAACCAGCCUCCUUAGAUUAUGGAGUGUGGAGGUGUAUCGUUAACACUGACUCAGGGUUGUCAGGUGCAGUGUUAACAGUGCCUACCUCUGAAAUAGAUGUAACCACAAAUGUUUACACUCCGCAUAUCACGGAAGACGUGUACGUCAAAAAGGGUGAUAGUUUCACGAUCAAGUGUAACGUGGACACGGAAUUGAGAUACUGUUGGGUGCGUAGCCCCAAUGGUACGGCCUACUCAGUAUCCUCAACCGCAUCUUCAUCCUCGACUCUCUUCUACGAUGGAAUGGGUCUGUCAUUCGGAGAGUGUGGCGCCGUAGUUCCAGCUUCCGAAGAAACGGAUGAAGGUGAUUGGCAAUGCAGGAUGGGGACUGUCGAUGGACAGGAAGUUAGCACAAAUAUCAGCAUCAUUGUUACAGAUACGCCACUCGUCCCCAUCGCAAGAGUGGUGUCCUUGGGGCAGAGCUUAACGCAGCUAUCUUGCUUCGUACCUCCUGGAUAUGAAUAUCCCAUCAACUACUGCCGAUGGAUACAACCGGAUGGAAGUGGUAUCCAACAGUCGACGAACUCCCGGUAUAAAACUGGACAAACAAUCACUAGCUGUGAGCUAGAAUUAUUGAUGGGAGUGCAAGAAUCCAAUGACAUUGGAAACUGGACUUGCGUCGCAGGUCUAGAAGGAAUCUCCGAAGAGGUCUCAGCCACCAUCCAGGUUCAACGAGUAACAGCCGAGCAUACCAGGAACCGUCAAAGUUAUUCUUUCAGCAUGAUUCUUAGCAUCGGUAUGGCCGUGACCAUUAUCGCUGGCCUUAUCGCAGUUACGAUCCGUUCUAAGCUGGUGAGGAACAAGAAGUCGGACCUGCCCCCUAGGUACCAGGAGCAUGGCACGGGACUUCAUUGCUCGACGCUCCCCGUUACUAAUCAAUCAUGAUUUUGGCGCAUCGGAAGUUGAUAUUUUGCACGCAUUUGAUUAUCGGUACCCUACUUUUUUUUUCAAAAACAACGUGUAUGGACGUUUAUAGUUUAUAAUACUUAGUCGUAUCUGCAAGGACAAUGGAUUCAACUACAUCUUAAAUCUUCUUCCACGCCCUCAUCCCACGUAUCUUCGAUAUUCACCAUAAAUCCUAUGACCGCCUCAGGAAAGUGUCGUUUAUUACGUCGUCGCAAAAUACCCGGCCGCAACCCGCAGGCAGCACGUUUCUCGAGAACACCGAUAAUUGCAUGUUUUUGACAAAUCUCCAGCACGGUGACCGAAAAAGUUGCUGAUCUAGGGACAAAAAAAAAAUGAAAAAAUUACACACAUCGUCUUACAUCGCUGAACGCAAAGAGCUCGAUCCGCCCCACGAACGUUUCGUCCCCCGGAAGAUCCUCGCCCGGGGGCAUGAAAGACGGACCUCAUCUAGGCGAAGCAGUGCACGCCCACGCCUCGAGUGGUUUCAUUACAUCCACAUGGGCUUGCUUCGAGAUAUGAUGGCGCACCUCUGCGCCAGUAGGUUUUGGCGCGUGCGAAUGUAUGCGCAGGGCGCGUGUCGUGACGACUGCGAUAAUGGAAUAUCGCGCAUCCGGAGUAAGGGUUCAUCGACGUGCGGAUGCAGCGGGGCGCCCCACUUCCCGGAGUACGGCUGCAACAACAUCACAUCGGGUGCUGUGAGAACCUCCAUCCUGGACUGCCGAAACCGAGGCCUGCAAGAGGAGGCACGCAGGCAAGCACGCAUCACGCACGCACGCAUAGCGUUUGGCCGAUUCUCGUGGGCGCGUGAAAUAACCCGCGGGAAAUUGGUAUAUCGUUGGAUACUUCCAUUGUCAGUAUGGGAAGAAGGUCGUGAAUUAUGACUCUCGAGUUUUGUGUAGGGUCGUGUAAACAUCUCGAUUGCGUUACAGCUGGUAUCUGCCUGUGUCUAUACCUGUACGAUUUCGGGGGAA